Messenger RNA from Spodoptera exigua (beet armyworm), 1406 nucleotides. The record is from the annotation of a GenBank genome assembly. NCBI's taxonomy places the organism in Eukaryota, Metazoa, Arthropoda, Insecta, Lepidoptera, Noctuidae.
GAACUGUCCGUUGCGUGUGCGCAGGUUUGCUAAAACAGCCUCAGUUGCCUUCAAAUCACCGCGCUAGUCGCUCGUGCCUCACUUUGGAGCGACUCAAAAACCGCGAGUGAUUUAAAAAAAGAAAUCCAAAUAAGGAUUCGUAAUUCGAAAAUAUUCCUUUUUUGAGUUUUAAAAAUUAUUCGUCGUUCGCAUCAUUUACAGCGAAGGCAUAACGGAUCAGUAAUUCAACCAUACAAUGCAGGGGAGCCUUUCAUGACAAACGAGUAGAAGUUUUCUGUGCAAGUAGUACCUUAAACAAACAGAAGAUGGCGCUUUUCAAUAAUUCAUUCUCAAGAACUUACCAUCACUUAUUUGUCGAAUUAGCUGAUCCCAGAACAAACGACUGGUUUCUGAUAAAGGAUCCGUUGCCCGGUCUCACUAUCAUCGGCCUGUACCUAUACUUCUCGUUGAAAUGGGGGCCGAGGUACAUGGCAGACAAGAAACCCUUCCAAUUACAGAAGACUUUAGUCAUUUAUAAUUUUAUACAAGUCGUCGUUAGCGUAUGGUUGUUCCAUGAGGGCCUCGACGCGGGCUGGUUGAGGACUUAUAGUUGGAAAUGUCAACCGGUUGACUUCUCAAGAACGCCGGAGGGUAUGAGAGUUGCUAGAGGGGUCUACAUAUACUUCCUGGCGAAAAUGUCUGAACUCCUCGACACGAUUUUCUUCGUCAUCAGGAAAAAAGAUAGACAGAUCACUUUCCUCCAUAUGUACCAUCAUACUGUGAUGCCAAUGAUAUCCUGGGGAGCCACCAAGUACUACCCUGGAGGUCAUGGCACUUUGAUCGGAGUUAUCAACUCCUUCGUUCACAUUAUUAUGUACACCUACUACAUGUUCUCAGCUAUGGGACCCCAGUUCCAAAGGUACCUGUUCUGGAAGAAAUACAUCACUACACUGCAAAUGCUCCAGUUCUGCAUCGCCUUCCUCCACUCCGCGCAGCUGCUCUUCUACGACUGCGGCUACCCUCGUUGGUCCGUCGUCUUCACUCUACCUAACUCCAUCUUCUUCUACUACCUCUUCUACGAUUUCUAUUACAAGGCGUAUGGCAAACCUACCAAGAAGGGAGAUGACAAGAAAACAGAUGCAAAAGAAAUAAAGAGCAAUGGCCAUGCGAAUGGCAAACAUGUUGCCAAUGGAACUGCCAAUGGAACCGCUAAUGGAACCGCUAAUGGCAAAAAGAUAGCCAAUGGCAAGAAGGUUGAAUAAAUAACUCCAACAUUGACAUGUAAAUAUUUUUAUUGUUUAAUACCAAUACCAAUUUUAGUUGUAGCUAAUUUUGAAUAUUGAUUAAUUUUAAAGGAUAUCCAAGUAACGAAUGAUGAACAAAUUCAUGAUCAAAAUCAUUUUCUUUAACCGUUACUGGAUUAGUGA